Messenger RNA from Camelina sativa (false flax), 2294 nucleotides. RefSeq names its product peptidyl-prolyl cis-trans isomerase PASTICCINO1. The record is from RefSeq and is a predicted model, not a curated record. Gene Ontology annotation, molecular function: protein binding; peptidyl-prolyl cis-trans isomerase activity. Lineage: Eukaryota; Viridiplantae; Streptophyta; Magnoliopsida; Brassicales; Brassicaceae.
UCAGAGUCAAGUGGUGGAAUAAUUAAUUUUACCCAGUGUUGUUGUUGGUUGAGCUACCCAGUGUCUAUCAAGAGAGGAAGGUUUAGGGAGAGCUUUGGUGCUUUUGCUUCGUCGCUUCGUCGCUUCGAUUCCACCCUGGGGUUUGCGUUCUUCAAAAUCCUAAUUCGAGAUCUUCUCGGAAAUCUGGGAUUGAUCGGCGAUGGCGGUGGGAGAUCAGACGGAGCAGAAUAACUUGCCGAAGAAGAAGAAAUCCGAAACGGAAGACGAUAAGAGGAGGAAGAACAUUGUUCCAGGGAGCUUGUUAAAAGCAGUGGUUAGACCUGGAGGAGGUGAUUCGAGCCCUGUUGAUGGUGAUCAGGUUAUCUAUCAUUGCACUGUACGGACAUUGGAUGGUGUAGUAGUGGAAUCGACGAGGUCAGAAUGUGGAGGGAGAGGUGUACCUAUAAGAGAUGUUUUGGGGAAGAGCAAAAUGAUCCUUGGAUUGCUCGAAGGAAUUCCCACUAUGCACAAGGGUGAAAUUGCUAUGUUCAAGAUGAAACCUGAAAUGCAUUAUGCAGAGAAGGAUUGUCCAGUCUCAGCUCCAGGGAAUUUUCCAGAAGAUGAUGAGCUUCAUUUUGAGACUGAAUUGUUGGAUUUUUUUAAAGCCAAGAUUGCAAGUGAAGAUCUGGGGGUCGUCAAGAAGAUUCUAAAUGAAGGUGAGGGAUGGGAAUCUCCAAGAGAACCUUAUGAAGUAAAAGCCAGGAUAUCUGCUAAAUCCGGUGACGGACAAGUGAUCUUCUCUCACACAGAAGAACCUUAUUUCUUCACGUUUGGAAAAUCUGAGGUGCCUAAAGGUCUUGAAAUUGGAAUGGGAACUAUGGCUCGGAAGGAGAAGGCAGUUAUAUAUGUUCGCAAGCAGUACCUGACUGACUCUCCUUUGAUGCAUAUCGAUCAAGACCUUGAAGAAGUUCAUUUUGAGGUUGAACUGGUCCAUUUCAUUCAGGUGCGUGACAUGCUUGGAGAUGGACGUCUCAUAAAACGUCGAAUUCAAGAUGGAAGAGGUGAGUUUCCCAUGGAUUGUCCACUCCAAGACAGCCGGUUAAGCGUUCACUACAAGGGCAUGCUUCUCAAUGAAGAGAAGUCUGUCUUCUAUGAUAGCAAGAUUGACAAUAAUGAUCAGCCGUUGGAGUUCAGUUCUGGAGAAGGAUUGGUCCCUGAGGGAUUUGAGAUGUGUACUCGUUUGAUGCUACCUGGGGAGAUUGCUCUUGUUACAUGCCCCCCUGAUUAUGCAUAUGACAAGUUUCCAAGACCACCUGGCGUUCCUGAAGGUGCACAUGUUCAGUGGGAGAUUGAGCUUCUUGGUUUUGAAACGCCAAGAGACUGGACUGGUUUGAACUUCCAAAGCAUCAUGGACGAGGCAGAAAAGAUCAGAAGCACGGGUAAUAGGCUUUUCAAAGAAGGAAAAUUUGAGCUCGCAAAAGCAAAGUACGAAAAGGUACUCAGGGAAUUUAAUCAUGUAAACCCGCAAGAUGACGAUGAAGGAAAAAUAUUUGGUGACACAAGGAAUAUGUUACAUCUGAAUGUUGCGGCAUGUUUGCUUAAAUUGGGAGAGUGGAGGAAGUCUAUAGAGACGUGCAAUAAGGUCUUAGAAGCAAAGCCAGGCCAUGUGAAAGGUCUCUACCGCCGCGGAAUGGCUUACAUUGCAGGUGGAGAGUAUGAUGACGCUAGAAAUGACUUUAAUAUGAUGAUCAAAGUGGACAAAUCAUCGGAAGCUGAUGCCACAGCUGCUCUGUUGAAAUUGAAGCAGAAGGAACAGGAAGCGGAAAACAAAGCUAGAAAGCAGUUCAAAGGAUUAUUCGACAAGAAACCGGGGGAGAUAACCGAAGUGGGUACAGAAAUAAGAGAGGAGUCUAAAACUAUAGAAGAAGUAGAUGAGACAAAGGAUAUUGAUGAAGACGAAAUACAGGAAGAAGAAGGAACGACAACGGUGAGCACGGAAAGGAAGAAGAAAGGGUGGCCUUUUCUGAAGAACGUGAUGCUACAAAUCGGAAUGCAGCUCGGUGUUGUUCUGAUAGGGAUUUUGAUAUUCCAGUUUGUGAAUGCUAAAUUUACAUGAGAGAGCUAAGCUAUGAAGGCAACCAACGGUACUUACAUCUCAUAUCAAAGGGUUUAUUACUUUAGACUCACUCAAGAGAAUAUAAAAUUGAUAUUUGUACCACUAAUCGAUUCUCUUACAUUCCUCCUUCACUGAUUGCUAUUUGUUUCCUUUGACAUUCAAAUCAUAUGAUUACUUAAUUAAUGAGAGGGUAAAUUAA